Sorex fumeus (smoky shrew) is the source of this 5902-nucleotide messenger RNA. RefSeq names its product plexin domain containing 2 (gene PLXDC2). The record is from RefSeq and is a predicted model, not a curated record. The coding region runs from base 644 to 2230 and encodes 528 amino acids. Lineage: Eukaryota; Metazoa; Chordata; Mammalia; Eulipotyphla; Soricidae. The transcript has 14 exons.
CCUUUGGGCUGCGAGGAAAGAACGCGCGCCCUGGAUCGGGUGAAGAAAAGAAGAAAAACUUGUCAAAGGGGUUUUGCCAGCCCACAGUAACCCUUUCCGGCCGACUCAAAGCUCCCGCGGGGGCCCUUCCCAAGACUGGGGAAAGUUCUUUCCCUGCUGACAGCCCUCUCGGAUUCGGAGGCGGAACCUGCGCCUGCUGUGGAUAUCAGAUCUGUUUGGAAGCCAGUGGAGCGCAUCGUGGGGGCUCGGAGAAGUCACCAUCUGCGGACACCCGGGUGGCGCUGCCUGUGCGGAACCCAGAGUUUGUGAGCUCCGGCUGCAAGUGGCCUCUCCUGGCAGUUGUUAUUCUGUGUGUGCGUGCGUGUGUGUGCGUUGAGGGCUGCGAGUGCCGUGGCAAGUUGCAAAAGGAGAUACGCGGAGGUCCAGCGAGGACCCGGCUCCUCGCACUCGCUUUCUUUCUUUUCCCGGCUCCCGGGUGCGAAAUCCCAGCGAAAUUUCCUAAAGGCCUCGGAGUGAGGCUAAGACCAGUUCGCCGCACUCCGCUGGUAGUUCCCGUCCAGCCCCCCGCAGGGAGCACCGGAGCAAAGGGCGCCGGGGAAGGACUGUCCCGGAGGGGAAGGGAGAUCUCGGCAGCAGCAGCGGCAUGGCGCGGUUCCCGAGGGCAGACCUAGCUGCAGCAGGAGUUGUGUUACUUUGCCACUUUUUAAUGGACCGGUUUCAGUUCGCUGAAGCAGAGCCCGGAAACCCAGUCGAUGAUUGGCAAUAUCAUGUGGCACAGAUCUUCCCAGGGAUGGAAGAGGAUGUUGAGGUGGACACACAUGCCUUCAGUCACAGGUGGAAAAGGAACUUGGACUCUCUCAAGGCCGUUGAUACAAACCGAGCAAGUCUGGGUCAAGACUCCCCAGAGCCCAGAGGCUUAACAGAUCUGCUGCUGGACGAUGCGCAGGACAACACCACACAGAUUGAGGAAGACACAGAUCACAAUUAUUAUACAUCUCGGAUAUAUGGUCCAUCGGAUUCUGCCAGUCGGGAUCUAUGGGUCAACAUAGACCAAAUGGAAAAGGACAAAGUGAAGAUUCAUGGAAUACUGUCUAAUACUCAUCGGCAGGCUGCAAGAGUGAAUCUGUCCUUCGAUUUUCCAUUUUAUGGCCAUUUCCUACGUGAAAUCACUGUGGCAACUGGGGGUUUUAUAUACACUGGAGAAGUUGUACAUCGAAUGCUCACAGCCACACAAUAUAUAGCACCUUUAAUGGCAAACUUCGAUCCCAGUGUGUCGAGAAAUUCAACGGUCAGGUAUUUUGAUAAUGGCACAGCACUUGUUGUCCAGUGGGACCAUGUCCAUCUCCAGGAUAAUUACAACCUAGGAAGUUUCACAUUCCAGGCAACCCUCCUCAUGGAUGGUCGCAUCAUCUUUGGAUACAAAGAAAUUCCUAUUUUGGUCACACAGAUAAGUUCGACGAAUCAUCCAGUGAAGGUGGGGCUGUCUGAUGCAUUUGUUGUUGUCCACAGGAUCCAGCAAAUUCCCAAUGUUCGAAGAAGAACUAUUUAUGAAUACCAUCGAGUAGAGUUACAAAUGUCAAAAAUAACCAACAUUUCAGCAGUGGAGAUGACCCCAUUACCUACUUGUCUCCAGUUUAAUAGUUGUGGCCCCUGCAUAUCCUCUCAAAUUGGCUUCAACUGCAGUUGGUGUAGUAAACUUCAAAGAUGUUCCAGUGGAUUUGAUCGUCAUCGGCAGGACUGGGUGGACAGUGGAUGCCCUGAAGAGUCAAAAGAGAAGAUGUGUGAGAGCACAGAGCCAAUGGAAAGUUCUCAAACCACCACCACGGUGCAGGUGACAACCACACAAUUCCGGGUUUUGACAACCACCAGGAGAGCAGCCCCGUCCCAGAUGCCCACCAGCCUGCCCACGGAAGAUGAUACCAAGAUAGCACUACAUCUGAAAGAUAAUGGAGCCUCUACAGAUGACAGUGCAGCCGAAAAGAAGGGGGGCACCCUCCAUGCGGGCCUCAUCGUUGGAAUUCUCAUCCUGGUCCUCAUCAUAGCAGCAGCCAUACUUGUGACUGUCUAUAUGUAUCACCAUCCAACCUCUGCAGCCAGCAUCUUCUUCAUUGAGAGGCGCCCAAGCAGAUGGCCUGCAAUGAAGUUUCGAAGAGGUUCUGGCCACCCUGCCUAUGCUGAAGUUGAACCAGUUGGAGAGAAAGAAGGUUUCAUUGUUUCAGAGCAGUGCUAAAACUCUGAGGACAGAACAGCACCAGUGCUGGCUUACAGGUGUUCAGACUACAAUUUUGCCUAUACAUAAACACACACACACACACACACACACACACACACACACACACACACACACACACAGGAGCCCUAAGCUGCUGUAGCCUGAAGGAGAUGAGAUUUCUGGACAAGCUUAAUGCACCCAGAAAGGGUAAAAGAAAAACUAAAACUUCAACAAGAUACCAUUUACCACUGAACAUAGAAUUCCCUAGUGGAAUGACACUUACGGUUCACCUAGAACAUUCUCCUGGGGACUUACAAGAAGAUCAUAAUGCUAUUGGCUUAGAUGCAGGGUUGCAAAAGGAUGGAGUGGGAGAUGGGGAAAGAGCAACACUAAAGCUUUAGUUCUUGAGGGAUCUACAGCUUUUGGCUCAGACACUCUUCUUUGAUCUCUUAAUGGUAUAACUAUUCCAAAGCCUGAACCCUUUCUCUCAAAAGAGCAAUGAUGAAUGUGUUGAGAUGGCUGAGAAAAAAGAGCUCACGCAGGAGCAAAAGACAAAGUGAGAGAUUUUCUAUCUUAUCACCUGAUGCAUGGCCAACAGAUUUCAUUUUUUUCUGGUCAGAUCUACCUGUUCCAACAAGUCCAUUUCAUGACAAAGACCAAUCUUGACCUGUACAAAGGUGCAAAGGUUAACUCCCUUUUCCGUGUUCACGGGGCCCUAUUCUGAGCUCUGUUGGUUUUUCUAAACUCUCAGCUUGGGGGUAGGAAGAUGGGGAGGUCACAGAGGCUCAGGGCUCAAUGCCUGUGGAUAAAAAUGACUUGACUGGCUGUGGAACAUCGCCUCCUCUCCCUUUCUGCCAAGUCCAAUGAAGCCACAAUUGCUCUGGCUGAGGAAGCAAAUAGAAUCAAUAUGAAGAGUUUCUUUAUUGUUUUUGAAGCAAAAAUACUAAGGAAUUCUUAACAGAAUGGGUUUUUGUGUUUGGUCAAUUUUUUCUUUUUUAUUUUCUUUAAAUCUUUUAAUACUAAAGCCCCAUUUCAUUGUGGAUUCCUGCCUAAGAAGCCAUUCAAGUCAAGCUUUCCCUGGUGAUAAAAAGAAUGAAAGAACCCUGCUGGCUCAUACAGUCAUUUUCUUUAAAGCACAUAGUAGUUACAUAAAUAUAUAUAUAAAUAUAUUUUUGUUUAUAACUAACACAAGGCAGGCUCUUGUGACUCUGAGUGCAUUUUGUCCUCAAGACAAAACCAAUGCAAGCUGCAUUAUUGCAUACUUCCAUAGAGUUGUAAAAUAAUCCUUAAUAUUAGAAUAUUUUUAUGCCACUCAGCAAACAUGGCUCAAUUGGUUGCAGGGUCAAUCACUUUCCUGCCAUUUGAGCCACUCUUUUAUUCAGUCCGAUCCCUUCCCUCCCUGACUAAAUAGUGCAGAUGCAAAAACUCAUUAGCUAGUUGUCAUUUGUCCUGUAAUCGCAACCCAGAUUUUGAAAUGUCCCCAUGAAUGAAGAAAGGGAAAGUAUUCUCUGAGAGGCAAAUAGCUAAUCUUACAGUAAGCUCCUAAAGGUAAAAUCCAGGUACUGUGUGUGUAUAAUUCCAUCAACAUCUCACUAGAUGAGAUUCACAUUCUGUGCCAAGAUGCUGUUGGUUCUUAUAGACACAGUGUCCAAUAUUUGCAGAUUCAGGUAUUAAGAAGCAGCAAUGUCUCCUAAAUAGCACUUUACUAACUGCUUAGCAUCUGUACACAGUGUCUACAUUGAACGACAUUAGUUCACUAACCACAUAUUAUAUUUUAUCUUCACAAUUGUCUGAUGUAAACUCAUGCCAUUCUCCAUCCAUAUAUUUUGCUUUACUUUUUUAAAUACCUGGUGAGGGUGAUCAUUUUUUUCUAAUCUGCCUAGUUAUAAUUGCAAACAAACUGACAAGCAAGAUGAUUGAAGGAUGUGAUGACAAUCUUUCUGCUGUAGCUACGUUCAGUUUAUAGGAAAUACCCCAACUUAUUUGUCAUGAAGUAGGUGUGCUCAGAUAGCAAUAAUCAAAUGACUUGCCAAUCUAUCUGGUGCAACUGGUAUUCUGAAAAGACAUAUGGACAUAUAGACGAUUCCUAUUAGGAUAAGAGGAUGCUACUCUCACUAGCUUUCAUGGUAGGCGUGGCUUCCAAUAGCAGUUUGAUUGACAGUUACAUAAAUCUAUAUAAUUUUCAUAAAUCCUACACAUAUAUCCAACUCCUUACACAAUUCUUUGAAAUAAUCAUGUUAUUUUUACACCCUUCAGAGCUCAACUUCCAUUUAUGAUUCAAAAGAAAUGGAAAUUUUGUUAAAAAUGUAUAACUCUCUGAAUUUUUGCGUGGAUGAAAAUACCUAGUAAGAGAAAGUGUUUUGAAAGGAUAAAGACUGCUGAAUAUGGAGAAAUUUUGUAACCCAACUAGGAGUUAAAGGUAGUAAGUCCCUGUUGUAUAUGAAACUUUUAGUGAUACAGGGGAAAACUGAAUUUGUUGUUUUGGUGAAACUUUUGUACUAUUCUAUAUUUUUGGUUUGUUCUUGGUGCCCAUUUACUACAAAAAGCAAACACACAAAGUUUCUGGAAACUCGAAAUAGCUGCUGACACUUUAGACUUUAUGUAUAUUAAGUAUUAGAAAAACAGCAUCUGUAAUGUUCUUCAUAUGCUAUGACAGGGUAAAGAGAAAAUCAUGAUAACAAUUUAAAAAACUAAAACUUAAGAGCCAAGGAACAUCUAAAAUUCUGGGAAAAUCAGACAAAUGGUGCUACAGAAGAAGUUAGUUAUUUCAUCUGAAUUAUUUGUAAAAAUAUUAAAUAAUUUGAUAAAGUUACUUAAAAAUUAAGAAGACUAUCUAAACCAGUCAGUUGGCAUCAACCCCAGUAUUGGUUUACUUAUGUAAGGUUUGGACUUUAGUUUGAAUUAAAAAAUUGAAAAUUAAGAAUCAAUGAUGCAGUAUAAUUUUACUCCCCGCCCUUGAUCAUUGUAGUUUGAGAUACCUGUACCAUUUGCAAAUCUCCUUCAUAUAUGGCUUCUUAGAACUGUAUUGUCCGAUAUUAUUUCCACCAGCUACGUGUGGCCAUUUAAAUUUUUCAAAUAAAAAUUUUAAAAAUUCAGUUAUUUGGUCACAUGGAUAACAUGUGCCCUGUGACUGCCGUAUUGGACAUCACAGAAUAUUUGCAUCAUCAGGCAGCUUCUCUCAUGCAGGUGCUUGGAGGUGCCUCCUUUGAAUUCCAUCUCCUUAAAGAAGAAGAACAAGAACAAGGAAAAGAGAAGCUUCUAUCAUUCUCAGGCAUAUCUAGGUAUUUUUUGAUCUCAGACAAGUAGCUUGGCAUCAUGAAAAGAGUAUCAGCUAACAGCUUUGAGUCUAUACUCUGUUACUUUGGGAAACUCACUUUAACCUCCAUAAGUCUCAACUUGCAAUUUUGAAAAAUAAAAAUAUUUUUGUCCUGUCUUUCUUGCAAAGUUGUUAUUGUGCAGAUUGCCUGAAGGUGCGCAAGUCUGGCUGUCCCCGGGUCUCACCCCUGGACAGUACUUCUCUUGCUCUGGAAGUAGCACAUGUUUGUACUCAGAAGAAGCAAAGUCUGCCAGCUUAAAAGUACUGAGACAUCAUCAAAUCAAUACAUGUCUUGAAAAAAAUGCCAAAAGAGAAUACACUUAAAAUAGCAUAAUUAUUCAAAUUUCUGUCUUCCCCCAACUCAAUGUCUUUUU